UGAUUACUGGUAUUGAUUGGAAAUCUUUAACUAUUCCAGCAUCACUUCCAACAACAUUUGAUGUUGUACCAUCUGCUGAAGAAUUAAAUCGUGAUUAUACACAUAAUUCAUAUACAUUAAUUCAUGCUUUACCACCACAAGAUGAAUAUGAUCGAAAGAUAAAACAUAUGUUUAAUGCAAGUAAUAAUCAUGAAAAAUCAACUCCAUGUGAUAAUAUGGAACGUCAAAGAAUAACUUUUGAUGAAUUAAUUGAUCAACGAUUAUCACAAGGUUUUCAAAUGAUUGUUGAAAUUCCUGCACAUAUUCAUCAAAAAAUGAUUGAUUCAAUUCGACGAGCUGGUUGUAAAGAAACUGAAUAUAAUCGUUUAUUAAGUAUUGGUAGAAUAUAUCAUACAUUAAGUCUUGUAACAGAAGAAAGUCAAUCACAAGAUACAGUUGUUAUUUAUGUACAACAACAUAAACCUCAGUUAGUAAAAUAA
Molecule: messenger RNA, 479 nt
Organism: Adineta steineri
Lineage: Eukaryota; Metazoa; Rotifera; Eurotatoria; Adinetida; Adinetidae
Source: the annotation of a GenBank genome assembly